Messenger RNA from Colletotrichum graminicola M1.001, 855 nucleotides. Its product is annotated as nicotinamide N-methyltransferase. The record is from RefSeq and is a predicted model, not a curated record. Lineage: Eukaryota; Fungi; Ascomycota; Sordariomycetes; Glomerellales; Glomerellaceae. The transcript has a single exon. Bases 1 to 855 code for a protein of 284 amino acids. Gene Ontology annotation, molecular function: protein-lysine N-methyltransferase activity. Gene Ontology annotation, biological process: peptidyl-lysine dimethylation.
AUGAGUCCCGUCAGCGACGUCGCCGACGGCGACACGGGGGACCUGUUCGCCGACCCGGAGGACUACUACCCGCCGACGCCGCCGCCGACGACGCAGACGCACACGCUGUCGUCGGGCCGCGUCCUCACCCUCCACCUCGUGGGCUACUCGCCGACCGAGGCGCACCACCUCUGGAACGGCAGCCGCGUCGUCUCGGACUACUUCGAAGCGGACCCGAGCCGCGUCCGGGGCCGGGCGGUGCUCGAGCUCGGCGCCGGCGCCGGCCUGCCGUCGCUGACGGCGGGGAUCCUGGGGGCGAGGCGCGUCGUGGUGUCGGACUUCCCCGACGCCGACAUCGUGCAGACGAUGCAGAAGAACGUCGACGAGGCCGGCGACCUCGAGGGCGUCGUCGUGCCGAGGGGGUACGUCUGGGGCGCCGACGUGGCGCCGCUGCUGGAGGUCCUCGCCGAGCCGGAGUUUACGACGACGACGACGACGACGACGACGACGACGACGACGACGACGACGACGACGACGACGACGACGACAACAGCAAGGAGGUUCGACGUGCUGGUGCUGGCGGACCUGCUGUUCCGCCACUCGGAGCACGGCAAGCUCGUUGACACGAUCUGGAACGCGCUGGCGCGGGAGAGGGGCGCCGUGGCGUACGUCUUCUUCACGUCGUACCGGCCGUGGCUGCGGCACAAGGACCUCGCUUUCUUCGACGCGGCGCGGGAGAGGGGGUUCCUGGUGGAGCAGGUGCUGGAGAGGAAGAUGGAGAAGCCGCUGUUCGAGGGGGACCCGGGCGACGUCGAGGUGCAGAAGACGGUGAGCGGCUUCGAGGUGCGGUGGCCCGAGGAGCUGCUAGAGGGCUGA